UAUAUCUUGUUUUCUUUUCUUCUUUAUUUCUGUGGUUAAGUGGGAACUAAUCAACAACUUUAUUCUGUAGUUUAAAGCCCCAAAAAAUCAAGAAUUCGGAAAAUUUGUUCAUAGUGGUUGAAUUUUAUAGUGGUUAUCUGAAGGUCAAGCAGAGGGGAUAACUCAAAAUACUAAAGGUAGAAACCAUCAGCUUGAAAGAACUACACAUGGACAAGAGUGCUAGUCUUGAAGCUGGAGAGGGCAGAAAUAGCGUUGAACUCGUGAAAUCAGCCUCUGACAAACAUCUUGACCUUUUGAGGCCAACAGCCCGAUAUUAUUCAGUAUUUAAAGGGCAAGGAGGUGAUGCAGAAGAUCGUGAGAAGGGAAAGUAUACGUUGAUUAGAGAUGUAGAGGACCUUCAAACAGGGUUCUAUGAUAAACCUCUUCCUUGCUUUGGUUGUGGAGUCGGAUGGUUUUCAUUUCUACUGGGAUUUCUAUGCCCGUUGAUGUGGUAUUAUGCCACAAUACUUUAUUUCGGAAACUACUACCGUAAGGAUCCUAGAGAACGUGCCGGGCUUGCUGCAUCUGCUAUUGCUGCAAUGGCGUGUUCUGUUGUGUUGCUAAUUAUAGCAGCAGCUCUCUUCUUGUAGCUUCUGCUAUGCCAGUUUCAUACUAGCCAUAGCCAAGAUGUCAGAAUUGUGCUGUUGCUUGUUUUGUAGUCAAGUCAAAAGCCAUUACUCGGAUCCAAAUUCUCAAAUUGUAAAUGCUCUUA
Molecule: messenger RNA, 751 nt
Organism: Lycium ferocissimum
Lineage: Eukaryota; Viridiplantae; Streptophyta; Magnoliopsida; Solanales; Solanaceae
Exons: 6
Coding region: 207-629 (140 amino acids)
Source: RefSeq, a predicted model, not a curated record